This is a messenger RNA of Castor canadensis (American beaver), 1032 nucleotides long. NCBI's taxonomy places the organism in Eukaryota, Metazoa, Chordata, Mammalia, Rodentia, Castoridae. The record is from RefSeq and is a predicted model, not a curated record.
AUGGGAAGAAAAAUCUUGUUUAGUUUUCCACUUCUUUUCUUAUGCAUGAGAUUUUCACUAUCUUUGGAGCAGAUAUUUGCCAGGAAGGACGUAAGCUUCAUUUCUCGAACACCUUCAAAUAAAGAAGUGGUUACAAAGAGUGAUCAACAGAGUAAUGGAGAUAUGAAAACAGUCCAGAAUUUCACAAUACCAGUCACACAGGCUCUCAAUGACAAUGUGAGCAAAAUCAGGCGUUCAGAAAAAGAACACUGGAAUGCAUUCAGCCAUCAUAACCCCGUUAAUGUCUCCAUUGAUGGAAUUCCCUGCAUUCUUUUCUGGGCCAAAAGAAUCACAAUUAAAUUUAAGAAUCAGACCUGGCUGGACUUUACAGAUGAAUCAUUUGGUCAAAAGACAGCAGUGGACACUGGCAACUCAACAUGUAGUGACGAAAGUGCAGUAUUGUCUCUGAAGUUUGGUGAGACUGAAAUUCCAAAAGACAUUGGUAUAAGAUUCAUCCUCACCAAUUACAAGAAGUUGUCCAGCCAGAGUUGGUUUAAUUUGCACAGAGUUGAGAUUAUUUUCAACAAUUCGAUCCAAGCAACUUUUAAUGCAACAGAAAUAUAUGCCCUGUCAAGUUAUUCCUACCACUGUCAGCGCGUCAGCAACCUGCAGCGCCAUGAUGCCCUCCUGUUGCCCAGUGACACAGAUGGCACGUCAAGUCUGUGGGAAGUCACUUUUAUUGAUUUCCAGAUCCAAGGCUUUACCAUCAAGGAGGGGCAGUUUGGCAAGGCCCGAGAUUGCACCUCUUUCUUCUCACCAGCCAUUCUGAUUGGCUUAGCUAUGUCCCUGAUCCUUCUGCUGGUUCUGGCCUAUGCCCUGCACAUGCUCAUCUAUCUGCGAUAUCUGGACCGGCACUACGACUUCAUCACUUCUCCUGCCCACUUCCCACCACUGAGAGCAAGAGACAUGGCAGAGGAGAAAGAGCUACUGAGGAGCCAGGGGGUUGAAUGCUAUGAACUGAGGAGCCAACAGAUCUGUAAAAUCUAUGUGUAA